ACCUUUGCCGCACUCUUGGCUACGAAAGUGUGUUUCCGAUGGCGCCAUGGAGCGGGCAGUUCCCCGGCGCGAUGGCGGAUCAGUCUUCAAGUCCACGGGCGCCACGGUGCUCGCCAAGACACCGGCUUUAGUGGCGAAGCCUGAGUCCGAGCUGAAAGGGCCCAGCAAAGGCCCAGCCAACAGCCCCGACGUGGCGGGCCGCGCACACGGCGCGAGCUCCUCGAGUCGGCCGGGCCUCAGAGCCGACGGACUCGUGGAGUCUCAUCCCAGUCUGCCGGGUGUUCCCUCCGUGCUGAACGACCCACUGGUGGAGCAGAUCUCGAGGCACCUCGAGGACUCCGAGGGCUCCCGUGAUGAGUCCCGGGGCCAGCGGCCCAAGCGGAGGAGCUCGGAGCCGGUGUCGGAUGAUGAUGACCUAGAAGCCUUGCUCAAAGGACUAGACGAUGAGCCGAGCCCUGCAGCACCUGCAGCUACCGCGACACCCGCCGUGGACUCGCCACCUGCAGGGCGGCAAGCGCGUGGGGGGCCUGGCCUUACGCGCGAAGACAGCCACAAAGUGGCUGUGGCAAAGGAAGCCUCCGAGAGCUGCACCAGCUGUGGCAAAUGCUUUGAGGCUGGCCAGAACAUCUAUGAAAGUUCUUUGAGUGGGAAGCGGGAGACCCUGUGCAGCACCUGUUGGGCAAAGGUGGCGCCUCAUUGUGUCGUUUGCGGGGAGGUGAUUAGUGGGACGAUGGCCAAGGUGGGCGAGGACGCCUACCAUCAAAACUGCUUGAAAUGCACACAAUGCCACAAGCCCAUUGAGGGACGACUCAGCAAAAUGGAAUGUGGUUUAGCCUGCGGUGCUUGCGCGGACGAGAUUGAUCGUGAAAUUCAGGAGCUUCAGUCUUUGCUGGCCCAACAUGACGAGACCGGGGCCGCACUCCUGAUUGGUGCGCUCAAGGUGAGAGGAAUAAACCCACCCGAAAUGAAGCCGCAAGACUUGGGUCAAUGCAGCGCCUGCCAGCGGAGCUUCAAGGCCGGACAGCAGAUCUAUGAGAGUCCGGAGGAUAAAAGGACUCUGUGCGAGGCGUGCUAUUUGUCGGCCGCGCCCAAGUGCGCCGCCUGUUUGAUGCCUGUCGUGGGCACUGUGGCACGGGUGGGUGAGAGCGCAUAUCAUCCUGAGUGCUUGGUAUGCAGUGGCUGCAGGCAGAAGAUCACCGGCGCCUUCGUGAAGUCCGACGCAGGCUUUCUGUGCUCUGAGUGCCGCCAGUCUGCCACCUGAGGUGGCGGAGGAGGAAACUCAGAUAACAAGCUUGCCUCCAGCAGGAAACUGGGAGGUGUCUUUGGGUUGAGAGGCGGUGUUGUUCAUGCUCAUGCUCCUUUGACUAGAUUGUGAAGCAGGCCUUUUGAGGAAGAAGUGCCUCCCCAACAGCACAUGUGG
Messenger RNA from Durusdinium trenchii, 1420 nucleotides. NCBI's taxonomy places the organism in Eukaryota, Dinophyceae, Suessiales, Symbiodiniaceae. The record is from the annotation of a GenBank genome assembly.